UGAAGCAAUACAUGUUUGGUUGAGCUUUGAAUGAGGAGCCAUCAUCCCGGCGGCUAGGAGGUGGAAAAUACAUUUCAAAGUAUCUCCGGAUGAAUUCAAAAUGAGCAAGCAGGCUUUUUUCACAGGUACUCCAGUGACUGUUAAGCUUCACUUUAUCUCGGUGCUGGGUUUCUUUGGAUUUAUUCCCCUUCAAUCCCUAUAUUUAGUUUGACUUCUGAAGACCAAUGCCUUAGUUCUGAUCAAACAUUACUCGUAAAAGACAUACAUACGCUGGGUAUAUUAACAGUGAGUUCAGACCAGUCAACUAUAUCACUCCCCCAAACCCUUCUUUCCCAACUCAAGACAGAUUAAGAGGGGCAUCAGAACAUUCAACAAGCUACCAUGUCCUCCAUCCUUCCCUUCACCCCACCUGUUGUGAAGCGGCUCUUGGGAUGGAAGAAGACUCCAGCGGGGAGCGGAGGAGCAGGAAUCGGAGGGGUUGGGGAGCAGAAUGGAGGUGGACAGGAGGAGAAGUGGUGUGAAAAAGCAGUUAAAAGCUUGGUAAAGAAGCUUAAGAAGACGGGACAAUUGGACGAGCUAGAGAAAGCGAUCAGUACACAGAACAGCAACACAAAGUGUGUCACCAUACCCAGCAAUUGCUCAGACCUUUGGGGUCUAGGCUCAGGCCACAUGAUAGAGCAGUGGGACUCAGCAGGCAUGUACGGAUAUCCUGACCACAGCAGGUCACUGGAUGGCCGUCUUCAGGUGUCUCAUCGUAAGGGCCUGCCUCACGUCAUCUACUGCCGCCUGUGGAGAUGGCCUGACCUUCACAGCCACCAUGAGCUGAGGGCCAUUGACACCUGCCAGUAUGCAUUUAACCUUAAGAAGGAUGAAGUGUGUGUCAAUCCCUACCAUUACCAGAGAGUGGAGACACCUGUGCUGCCACCAGUGUUGGUCCCACGUCACACAGAGAUUCUGACAGAGCUUCCGCCUCUAGACGACUUUACAAACUCCAUUCCUGAAAACACCAACUUCCCUGCAGGCAUAGAUCCUCCUAAUAACUAUAUACCAGACACUCCUCCACCUGGCUAUAUGAGUGAAGAUGGUGAAACCAGCGACCAGCAGAUGAAUCAAAGUAUGGAAUCAGGCUCACCAGCAGAAAUGUCACCAAGCACCCUGUCUCCUGUCAGUCACGGCCUGGACCUUCAGCCAGUCACCUAUAGCGAACCAGCAUUCUGGUGCUCUAUAGCUUACUACGAGCUAAACCAGCGGGUUGGAGAGACGUUCCAUGCCUCACAGCCAUCCCUGACCGUUGAUGGCUUCACCGAUCCCUCCAACUCUGAACGCUUCUGUUUAGGGCUUCUCAGCAAUGUUAACAGAAAUGCUACUGUUGAAAUGACAAGGAGACAUAUAGGUCGUGGCGUGAGAUUGUAUUAUAUCGGAGGGGAGGUGUUUGCCGAGUGCCUCAGCGACAGUGCCAUUUUUGUCCAGAGUCCUAACUGCAAUCAACGAUAUGGCUGGCACCCUGCCACAGUCUGCAAGAUACCACCAGGCUGUAAUCUGAAGAUUUUUAACAACCAGGAGUUUGCCGCACUGCUGGCCCAGUCAGUAAAUCAAGGGUUUGAGGCUGUAUACCAACUAACCAGGAUGUGCACCAUCAGAAUGAGCUUUGUCAAGGGCUGGGGAGCUGAGUACAGGCGUCAGACAGUCACCAGCACCCCUUGUUGGAUUGAACUGCAUCUCAAUGGCCCCCUCCAGUGGUUGGAUAAGGUGUUGACCCAAAUGGGUUCACCCUCAGUGCGCUGCUCUAGUAUGUCCUAAACAGUGUCCUGCUUUUGCAGAUGCAAAGUCAGACAUUUCAGUGUUUGAACAGUGUAUCCUAAAGGAGAGCACCAUGCAGUCUUAAGUGAUGUACAAACAACAAAACAAAAACAAGAAGAAAAAACCCCCCACACACAUUGGACCCGGAGGACAAGAGCUUGACAUCACUAAUUGACAAUAGUGGUUUAUUAAGUGAUGCCACAAUAGACCCUGACUCUGUUGGAACAACUGACACAUUCUAGUUCUCAUCAAGUGAGAUCACCUUGCAAUAUCAAAAUGACAAGAGAGUGAUGUCCUAUUGGGCGAGCCUACAUUUGUGCUCUGAUCUGAAAACCCAAAGCAGGACAGAGCGUUAUUAUCCUCCUCACUGACACAGCAACAGCUGCUUCGGGCAUCGAGCAUGUGACCUUCUACUUGCUGGACAGUCUGUCCAACUACUCGUUCAGAUCGCAUCUUCACUACCUAUUUACCACAGCACAACUUUGAUCCCAUGUCAGUAUUUCUGUUUACAUGACGCUGACUAACAGUACUACUGCCACUCCAGGCUCACAAUCGACCAAAGCCAACUUCACAUCUUCAUUUUCUGGCGACCAAACUUCCAUUUGAUUUGGGAUGCUCCUCUCUUCUCCCAGUCAGUCAUGUGCUGUUGUUAUCACUGACCUCACUAUGUUGGAAUGCAAAGUCUUCUGCUCUUAAAGGGGUUUAAUUACUCAUGAACCCCAUCUUCGCAUUUUCUCAUGCACACAAACCAUAUGCGCUUUCCUUUUCCUUUGUUUUCAUAAUGAUAAAGUGUCUCCUCUUUAUACGAAGCGUGGACUGGUUGGUGAGGAGUUUCCAUUAAAUAGUAGUAGUCAUCACUAACCACCUAGUGUAGAUGAUUGGAAUUAAAGUUGAGGAUUACUUGAAGCAAGUGUCUACAAUAUGUCACACUAGGCCAAAAUUUGUUCCUCCCAUGCACCCUCUCUUACAUUCUCCUUAUUUUAUUCCACAGUUACAUCAGCUUGUUUGUGAAGAGGAGCUCUGUAUAGACUUUGAGAUGCACAGGCUUAAGAUUAAACACAAGGCUUCACUAUUGCUUACGUCUAACAAGAGGAAAAGAUAAACACCUAUUCCCUAUGUUUCACAUUUGUGGAAGAGGCAUAAAUCUCUGCAAUAGUGUAUCAUUAUUGACAUUUUAUCAGUAAGUAAAGUCCUGCAGUGUUGGACUGUAAUUAACAAGCAUCCUCUAUUCUGCACUUGCACUAUCCUAAAUUAAAAAUGGUUGCCUUUCAUGUAAAAUAUAGCAAGGUAUGCUUUUAAAUUGAAAAUAUAGAAGUGUUGAAAAGCCUACUCGAUUCAAGAUAAUCACAGAAGAAGAUUAUUAUUUUAGACUAUUUACUGUAAAGAUUUGGGCCCUUACAUUCCUUGAAUUGGUGUUCAUUUGAUUUGAAAAAUGAAUAAAUAAAUAAAAUUUCCUAUCUGAAAGCCAGCUGGUACCGACAUUGGCGUUUGAAAGCGUUUAAGUAUUCAAGCUUUAAGUACUCCACAAGCUAGUUACUCUACAGUUAUUUUCUUGUUUCCUUUAGCUACAUUUUGUAUUUUCUGAGUAUUUUUUACA
This is a messenger RNA of Pundamilia nyererei, 3397 nucleotides long. RefSeq names its product SMAD family member 2 (gene smad2). Gene Ontology annotation, cellular component: heteromeric SMAD protein complex. Bases 382 to 1800 code for a protein of 472 amino acids. The transcript has 11 exons. Lineage: Eukaryota; Metazoa; Chordata; Actinopteri; Cichliformes; Cichlidae. The record is from RefSeq and is a predicted model, not a curated record. Gene Ontology annotation, biological process: SMAD protein signal transduction; activin receptor signaling pathway; anatomical structure morphogenesis. Gene Ontology annotation, molecular function: I-SMAD binding; RNA polymerase II cis-regulatory region sequence-specific DNA binding; DNA-binding transcription factor activity, RNA polymerase II-specific.